Molecule: messenger RNA, 1807 nt
Organism: Erythranthe guttata (spotted monkey flower)
Lineage: Eukaryota; Viridiplantae; Streptophyta; Magnoliopsida; Lamiales; Phrymaceae
Product: bifunctional aspartate aminotransferase and glutamate/aspartate-prephenate aminotransferase
Biological process (GO): biosynthetic process; amino acid metabolic process
Molecular function (GO): pyridoxal phosphate binding; transaminase activity
Source: RefSeq, a predicted model, not a curated record
CCUUACCUAAUAUACCAACAACCUCAGCCAACUCUUUCUUCCCACCAACCCUUAAUUUUAAAAACAAAUUCUUACUAUUUUUUCACAUUCAAAUCCAAUUUCAAGAAUCAUUACACUUCUCAAUCCCACCAAACUCUCUGUCGGAAAAAAAAAAAAAUGGCAGCGGCGACCUCGUAUUCAAUCCAGCCCAAAUCAAUCUCCGCACAGAUUACUCAUCUUCAACAUCAAUCUAAUUCACAGAGUUCUGUUACAUCACUCUCUUUCUCCUCUCAAUUGGAGCCUGUUUCUAUCAAAUCAUUGUCUGCAGCAAGACAACUUCAUUUGCAGAGAGUUGGUGCAGUUGUAAGAGCAGAGGUCAACUCGGGAGCAAUGGAGGUUGAUAUCUCACUAAGCCCGCGAGUCAACUCGGUCAAGCCUUCGAAAACGGUGGCUAUCACUGACCAGGCUACUGCACUCGUGCAAGCCGGUGUGCCCGUUAUUCGAUUAGCAGCUGGAGAGCCUGAUUUCGAUACACCCGCAGCAAUUGCCGAGGCUGGAGCUAAUGCAAUCCGGGAAGGAUAUACGAGGUAUACCCCUAAUGCAGGCACGUUGGAACUCCGUUCGGCUAUUUGUCACAAGCUAAAAGAGGAAAACGGAAUAUCUUACACACCCGAUCAGAUUCUGGUGAGCAACGGGGCGAAACAAAGUAUCGUUCAGGCAGUUCUCGCAGUUUGCUCACCGGGAGACGAGGUGAUAAUUCCAGCUCCGUUUUGGGUGAGCUACCCAGAAAUGGCAAGAUUAGCCGAUGCGACACCUGUAAUUAUUCCCACGAGCAUAUCCGAUAAUUUUCUUUUAGACCCAAAAGUUCUCGAGUCGAAGUUGACCGAAAAGUCAAGGCUGUUGAUUCUGUGCUCUCCUUCGAACCCAACAGGGUCCGUUUAUCCUCGUAAAUUGCUUGAAGAAAUUGCUGAGAUUGUCGCGAGGCACCCUAGGCUUCUAGUGAUGUCUGAUGAAAUUUACGAACAUAUAAUUUAUGCGCCGGCGACUCACACGAGCUUUGCGUCUUUGCCGGGCAUGUGGGAUAGAACUUUGACUGUAAAUGGCUUCUCAAAGGCUUUUGCGAUGACCGGUUGGAGACUUGGUUAUAUUGCUGGACCGAAACACUUUGUUGCUGCAUGUGGGAAGAUCCAAAGUCAGACGACUUCGGGAGCAAGCAGUAUAUCUCAGAAAGGUGGUGUUGCUGCUUUAGGGUUGGGAUAUGCUGGUGGAGAAGCAGUCUCGGUUAUGGUUAAAGCUUUUCGUGAGAGACGAGAUUUUCUUGUUAAAAGCUUCGGCGAAUUGGAUGGUGUCAAGAUUUCCGAGCCUCAGGGAGCUUUCUAUCUUUUUCUUGAUUUCAGUUCUUACUAUGGCUCAAAAAUUGAUGGCUUUGGUGUAAUCGACGGUUCCGAGUCCCUAUGCCGGUAUUUGCUCGACGAAGCUCAAGUUGCCCUUGUUCCGGGAGAUGCAUUUGGAGACGAUACAUGUAUUAGAAUAUCGUACGCAGCAUCAUUGGCCACUUUGAAGGCUGCCGUAGAAAAAAUCAAAGGGGCACUCUUAUCCCUCAAGCCUGCGGUUCUUGCUUAGUUUUUAGUCUCGUAAAUUUAUUACAUCUGCAGAAUUUGUCGAAUAAAUUACGAUUUUGUUUGUUUGUUUGCUUUGUUUUAAAUUAGCUUGUGUUGUAAACUAUGUAACAUAUAUAGCCAAAUGCAAUGGCUGUGUUUGAUUUGUGUUAUGUCGAAAAAUAAAAUUACCUGCGUUGAGAGGAUUCGAAUAGUGGAAUUUCAUGAAC